AUUCCCGUCAUGUCGGCGCAAGGCGACUGCGAGUUCCUGGUGCAGCGAGCCCGGGAGCUGGUGCAGCACGACCUGUGGGCGGCCAAGUCGUGGCUGAUCACGGCCCGCAGCCUCUACCCCGCCGACUUCAACAUCCAGGUGGGGCAGGGCCAUGCCGGCGCCGGGGGUGUGGCGGUCGCGGCGCUAGCCGCGCGCUGUGCGCCGCCGCCCGGACAUCCCCGCGAGGCCGGCGCCCGGCGUCCCCCAGGCGGGUCAGGGGGCGGGGGCGGGGCGGGGGCCUGUGGCCCCGCUGCGAGGCCUGGUCCCGAGGCGGGGGCCGUUCGUUCCCUCGUUCAUCCCGACGGCGGCCGUCUGUUCCCACAUCUGAGACGCUGUUCCUCCAGCCCUGGGAGCCCCGGGGCCUUAAGUGAGCCGGGGGCCCAGAGUUCCCGGAUGUCGCGUUGCUCUCACGCCGGCCGACCGCGGGGUUGGGGCGGGGCGCGCCGCGCAGUUGUGACGGGCCUGACCUGUGUUGCAGUAUGAGAUGUACACCAUCGAGCGGAAUGCGGAGCGCACCGCCCCCGCCGGGAGGCUGCUCUACGACAUAUCAGCCUGUGGUGUGGAGAGAAAUCAGCAUUAUUACAUCAGCAUUAAGGAAUGAUUCACAGGACAAACAAACCCAGUUUUUAAGAAGUUUAUUUGAAACUCUCCCUGGUCGCGUCCAGUGUGAAAUGUUGCUGAAGGUUACAGAACAAUGCUUCAACACGUUGGAACGAUCAGAAAUGCUGCUGCUACUUUUGAGACGCUUCCCUGAGACAGUGGUGCAACAUGGGGUUGGCCUUGGGGAGGCACUAUUAGAGGCUGAAACUAUUGAAGAACAAGAAUCCCCUGUUAACUGCUUUAGAAAAUUAUUUGUUUGUGAUGUCCUUCCUCUAAUAAUUAACAACCAUGAUGUUCGAUUGCCUGCCAAUUUAUUAUAUAAAUACUUGAACAAAGCAGCUGAAUUUUAUAUCAAUUAUGUCACUAGGUCUACUCAGACAGAGAAUCAGCAUCAAGGUGCCCAAGAAACAUCUGAUUUAAUAUCACCUAGCAAACGUAGCUCUCAGAAGUAUGUAAUAGAAGGGCUGACUGAGAAAUCAUCCCAGAUUGUGGACCCUUGGGAGAGGUUGUUUAAGAUUUUGAAUGUUGUUGGCAUGAGAUGUGAAUGGCAGAUGGAUAAAGGAAGACGAAACUAUGGUGAUAUUUUGCAUAGAAUGAAGGAUCUCUGCAGAUACAUGAAUAACUUCGAUAAUGAAGCUCAUGCAAAAUAUAAAAACCAAGUGGUUUAUUCCACUAUGUUGGUCUUCUUUAAGAAUGCAUUCCAGUAUGUCAACAGCAUACAGCCAUCUCUAUUCCAAGGUGCGAAUGCCCCAAGCCAUGUUCCACUCAUUCUUCUUGAGGAUGUGUCAAAUGUGUACGGUGAUGCAGAAAUCGAUCGUAGUAAACACGUACAUAAAAAGAGGAAGCUAGCUGAGGGAAGAGAAAAAACCAUGCAGAGUUCAGAUGAUGAAGACUGUUCAGCCAAAGGAAGAAACAGGCAUGUGGCAGUCAACAAAGCCGACCUUGCGAACUCCAUCGAAGUGCUGGAGAGCUUUAAGUGGGCCCGGGAGAGCUGGGAGCUGCUCUGCUCCCAAGAAUUCCUUGACAAGGAAUUUACAAGAAUUUGUUUGGCAUGGAAGACGGACACCUGGCUUUGGCUAAGAAUCUUCCUCACUGAUGUGAUCAUCUAUCAGGGUCAGUAUAAAAAGGCAGUAGCCAGCCUGCACCAUCUAGCAGCUCUCCAGGGAUCACUGCCGCAACCGCAGAUCACAGGGCAGGGGACCUUGGAGCACCAGAGGGCACUCAUCCAGCUGGCAACGUGCCACUUUGCCCUGGGGGAGUACAGGGUGACAUGUGAAAAAGUCCUUGAUUUGAUGUGCUACAUGGUUCUCCCCAUCCAAGAUGGAGGCAAAUCCCAGGAAGAACCUUCAAAAAUAAAGCCCAAAUUUAGGAAAGGUUCGGAUCUGAAGCUCCUGCCCUGUACCAGCAAGGCUAUCAUGCCGUACUGCCUGCAUUUAAUGUUAGCUUGUUUUAAGCUCAGAGCCUUCACAGACAGCAGGGACGACAUGGCCCUGGGACACGUGAUUGUUUUGCUUCAGCAAGAGUGGCCGCGGGGAGAGAACCUUUUUCUGAAAGCUGUCAAUAAGAUUUGCCAACAAGGAAAUUUCCAGUAUGAAAAUUUUUUCAAUUAUGUUACAAACAUCGAUAUGCUGGAGGAAUUUGCCUACUUAAGAACUCAGGAAGGUGGGAAGAUUCACCUGGAAUUACUGCCCAAUCAAGGCAUGCUGAUCAAGCCUUCUAGCCCUGCCAUGGGGCUACCGCGGCAGGAAUUCUUGCCUGUGCUUCAGCCCAGCGUGCAGACUGCUGACAGAUUUGAGGCAGGCCUCACUCCCACCGCAGAAGCACGGACGGAGCUGACCGCGGUGUCCGUGUGUUUCCCUGUCGCCGCCCUCAGGCACCACACGGUCACACGGGGCAUCACCAAGGGCGUGAAGGAGGACUUCCGCCUGGCCAUGGAGCGCCAGGUGUCCCGCUGUGGGGAGAGCCUGGCGACAGUGCUGCACAGAUUCUGCACCAAUGAGAAGGUCCUGCUCCUGCAGACGCUGGCCUGAGCGGCGGCCCGUGAAGCAGCUAUGGGGUGGGUGCCUGAGAGUCGGGGAAGCUAUUUCUAUUUUUGAGUCACUUUUUUGUAAUUUGUGUAAAACAAAAUCUGUUUUGUAAAUAAAAAUCAACCUUAA
Manis javanica (Malayan pangolin) is the source of this 2795-nucleotide messenger RNA. It is a transcript of the gene INTS10, whose product is annotated as integrator complex subunit 10. Gene Ontology annotation, cellular component: integrator complex. Lineage: Eukaryota; Metazoa; Chordata; Mammalia; Pholidota; Manidae. Gene Ontology annotation, biological process: snRNA processing. The record is from RefSeq and is a predicted model, not a curated record.